GGAGGCCGGAGGAGUCUUACCCUAAUGUAAGAUGGUGGCCCGUCUGGCUGUGGAACCCACCGAAAGCUGAGAGUCUCUCUCUCUCAGCCGUAAAGGUCGGACUCGCUGAAGCAAUCAGGCCCGGUUCUGAAGAGUUUUUUUCCCCGACGCUCGUUCAGUGGUCUCUUGUGAGGACGCGGCAGCGCGUGGAGUCGACUAAGGGAAAGGCAAGGCAGGCGGGUCUUUGAAGUUCUACAUUUUAGUGUUCAGUGCUGAACUUCCUUCUCCCUUAAAUUAUUAUAAACUUUUGCUGCUGUUCAAUAAACGUAAAGAUGUCUCGCAGUCCUGAUGCGAAGGAAGACCCUGUGGAAUGUCCUCUUUGCAUGGAGCCGUUGGAGAUAGAUGAUAUCAACUUUUUCCCUUGCACCUGUGGCUACCAGAUUUGCCGAUUUUGUUGGCAUCGAAUUCGCACUGAUGAAAAUGGGCUUUGUCCUGCAUGUAGAAAGCCAUAUCCAGAAGACCCAGCAGUUUAUAAACCACUCUCCCAGGAAGAACUGCAAAGGAUAAAGAAUGAGAAAAAACAGAAACAAAAUGAGAGAAAACAGAAAAUAUCAGAAAAUCGCAAACAUUUGGCUAGUGUACGGGUUGUACAGAAAAACCUCGUCUUUGUUGUAGGUCUGUCUCAGCGCCUAGCAGACCCAGAGGUUUUAAAACGACCAGAAUAUUUUGGGAAGUUUGGUAAAAUACAUAAAGUUGUCAUAAAUAAUAGCACAUCAUAUGCAGGCUCACAGGGUCCAAGUGCCAGUGCUUAUGUAACCUAUAUCCGGUCAGAAGAUGCUCUCAGAGCCAUACAGUGUGUCAACAAUGUGGUGGUAGAUGGCAGAACACUUAAGGCAUCUCUAGGUACAACAAAAUACUGCAGUUACUUCUUAAAGAAUAUGCAGUGUCCAAAACCUGACUGCAUGUAUCUACACGAAUUGGGGGAUGAGGCAGCCAGCUUCACAAAAGAGGAAAUGCAGGCGGGUAAACACCAAGAGUAUGAACAGAAGCUACUUCAAGAAUUAUAUAAAUUAAACCCCAAUUUUCUUCAACUAUCUACGGGUUCAGUUGAUAAGAAUAAGAACAAAGUGACGCCACUGCAGAGGUAUGAUACCCCCAUCGACAAACCUUCAGAUUCUCUCAGUAUAGGCAAUGGUGAUAAUUCCCAGCAGAUAUCUAACAGUGAUACGCCCUCACCACCACCUGGUUUAUCCAAAUCCAAUCCAGUCCUCCCCAUCAGUUCAUCCAAUCACAGUGCACGGUCUCCUUUUGAAGGGGCAGUAACUGAGUCACAGUCGUUAUUCUCAGACAACUUCCGCCAUCCCAACCCGAUCCCCAGUGGGCUUCCUCCUUUCCCCAGCUCCCCACAGACAUCCAGUGACUGGCCUACAGCACCAGAGCCGCAGAGCCUCUUCACAUCGGAAACAAUCCCAGUAUCAUCCUCUACAGACUGGCAAGCAGCGUUUGGCUUUGGCUCUUCUAAACAACCAGAGGAUGACUUGGGUUUUGAUCCCUUUGAUGUCACUCGAAAAGCCUUAGCAGACCUGAUUGAAAAGGAACUAUCAGUCCAAGACCAGCCUUCCCUUUCGCCCACAUCUCUUCAGAACUCCUCUUCACACACUACAACCACCAAAGGUCCGGGCUCUGGAUUCCUGCAUCCCGCUGCACCUGCAAACGCCAACUCUCUCAAUAGUACCUUUUCAGUCUUGCCACAAAGGUUCCCUCAAUUUCAGCAGCACCGAGCGGUUUAUAAUUCAUUCAAUUUCCCAGGCCAGGCAGCCCGCUAUCCUUGGAUGGCCUUUCCACGCAAUAGCAUCAUGCACUUGAACCACACAGCAAACCCCACCUCAAAUAGUAAUUUCUUGGACUUGAAUCUCCCGCCACAGCACAACACAGGUCUGGGAGGGAUUCCUAUAGCAGGGGAAGAAGAGGUGAAGGUUUCGACCAUGCCACUGUCAGCCUCUUCCCAUUCAUUACAACAAGGACAGCAGCCUACAAGUCUCCACACUACUGUGGCCUGACAACAGACAGAGGAGAGGAUUAGACUCUGGGGUGCUUGCAUGGGCAACCGGAUUUUUGCAUGAUUCCUUUCUGAUUUUGCAUUUAAUGUAUACACCCAGAAGAGCCAAUAUAAACGUUCCUCAUGCCUACAACUAGAGUGUUACCUCAUAGUUGCUGAAGCAUUUCUUCAUUAGGCCUUUAACACAAGUUAUUAGCAUAAUCAUUUUAGCAUUGUUUCUCAUGAGUGAUACUAUUUUUAACUCACACAAAUAAACUUGUAGUACUAAUUAAGAUCCCGGAUGUGAUUAGCUAGACUUGUUCUUAUUUUGGCUCUAUUAUUGAAAAUAUAUAAGGGUAAUGGUAGUUCCUUGUUUUCUGAUUUGUAAAAAUAUGGUAAUAUCAUAAUAUACUCAUGCAAACUUUGACAAUUAAGAAGAUAAUGUCUACUGCAUUCUUUGAAUACUUGAGAAGAAAGAAUACGUAUAAAACAAACUUGGUGGUGUCAUUUAAUGCUCAGAAGGAUGUUGUCAGCAAUUGUUUUCAGUUGUAUGGAUUUAUAUCCUAUAUUAUGCCUUACAUGUCUAGAAACUGUUUUUGUUCUCUCUCAUUUGCACAUUUGCACUUUCUUUUUGAAUGGUUGUUAAUUAUAUAGACAGUUAAAAGAUAAUUAUUAUAGACUAAAUGCAAUAUGAUCUCUUUUCUAAUGCACUGCCUAGUAUACCAGGAAAUGCCUCAGAAACAGACUUUCAAAGUACAGUUGAUUUGUCAGAAACUUGAAGAUGGGGUAAACAUCAUAUGUGAGAAGCAACCAUAGUGGUGCAACAUUUUUAUUGAACAAACAGUAGUUCUGUGGGAUAUCUGUUGGGAAAUUUCAUUGUUUAAUAAUUGAAAUGUGACAAUAAAACAACAUUACAAGUACCUGAUGAGAAUCAGACUAAGGUGGAAGAGAAGAGAUUGGGGACCUUCUAAAAGUAGGCCGUGUAAGUUGUCAGACCUAAUUUUAGUUAUCUCAGAAAAUAGUGGAGUACUUUAUUAGGACAUGAUGUGAAGUGAUAUUUUUGGGUAAUACACAAUUUCGUGAAAUAGUUUUAAAACUGAAAAUGUAAUAAAAUAAACUUAAUUCAAUCUGAGUGGUGGACAAAAGCUGAUUCAGAAAACAUGACCAUAUUCUACCUAAAUUAAGCAUGUGGGAAGAAAGGGGAAAGUCAGAGCUCCCCUUGAUUUUUGAAACACAAUUGUGAUAAAAGAUUUGCUUUAAUUUGUUAAAAAUAUCAAAAAGGUAAUGUAAACAACAAAGAAGGAAGCCUAGAGAUUUAACAUAAUAAUAAACCACCUUAUUAGGAGAUGAUACUUAAUAUCAUGUUACAGUUGGAGUUUCCAGGGUUAUCGCUGUAUAUAAAGUCUAAUUACUUUGUAUUAGAUGUAAUAAACCAAAUUAAAUGGCUUUGUCCUGAGGUAUAGCAGGGUAAACUAAAAUCUACUCUUAGAUGUCCUUAGAUUUGGUGGACUGACUGUAGAAACAGCUAGUAAACUAGCCAUUUAAAUUAUUUUUGUGAAAUUCUGCAUAAAUGACAAUCUCUGGUUUCUAUUUAGAAGUGACUUUAGGAUAGCAUUAAAAAAACGUUUAGAAAAGACAAAUAAAAUGUUGUAGACUUAUUAGACAGAAGCCCUUUUUCAUGGGUUAGUUAUGGUUUCAUUUUUACUGUAAGACCAAGACAUCCACUUAAUGUCUCCGGGGUGCUAAGGCUCCUGGGUUUUGUUGACAAACUCAAGGUCUCUGUAAUGAGGCUUAGGAGCCCAUAGCUUUCUCCAGCCUUCAGUGCAAGACUUUCAUCGCCUGGAUCUUCUUACGAAGAUGUGAGAGGUGGUUAGCUUCCGUUUACUUACUUCUCUGCAAUGAGAGAUAAACAGCUGUUAAACGAGGCUUCUUUCCUGUGGUAGCUUUCUCAUUCCUUUCUCAGUUUUAGCCAGUGCCCCAAAACUGCCAAGAUUGUUUGUCCAGACUUGCUAGAGCCCAGAACUGUCUCCCUGCCAGCUUCUCCCUCCCCACUUUCAUACACACCACACACGAGGAAAAUGCUUCUUGGGCAAUUAAGCUUCAACUUAUGUAUUUUCACAUAGAUGAGCUAAAGUUUGUCCUGUAAGUAACUUCAUAAUUCUGAGACCUUAUAAGCCUGAGAAUAAUGAGCCUCAUCAUUUUGCUUACUGAAUAUUUCAUAUAGUAUGGUUUUUUAAAAAAGUAGAGUCUUAAAAUCAUAGUCAUAAUUAAUUAUACUAAGGUAAAGAAGAAAUUACACAACAUGUAAAAGAAAGUACUGCUUCAGAAGCAAGCACAUUGAUCAAAUGAAGUGAUAGUAAAGAAUGGGAAAUUCUUAAAAGCUUCAAAUUAGUUUUUGAUAAAUUCCUGCGUCAUUGGUCAGACAUCCUGCAUGAUGCACAAGGGAAACUUUAUAUGCUUUCUCAUCUUUAACCUUUAAAAAGUGACUAGUCUGUUGCUUAAGUCAGGAAUUUUUAACCUGGAGUCUAGAACUCUUGGAUGUACUUGUAGAGUUAUGAGGUUGUGCAUGUACAGCUGUCCAGUUUUUCCUGGGGAGAAGAUCCAUAGUUACUAGAUUUGUAAAGGGUUUGGUGAAACCCCCUAAGAAAAUAAAAGUUAAGAACUGCUACUUUGAAAUGCUUUUAGUGCCACUGUGGGAAAUAGAGACCUAGACGGAAUGAUUUUAGUCAUAUGAUGAAUGUCAAGUGCUGCUUUAUUUUUUAAUACCAUUCGAAAUUAUUUUCUGAUUAAUGAUACUUUCCUUUUCAUUCUACUUUUGCGUUUUGUUUUUCCAGGUGGUGCUUUUGUAUAUUCUCCCCUUAUUUCAACAAAGCAUUAAUUAAAUAUUUUAGUGCCUAAUCUCUGUUGUGACCUGAGCUAGGUCUUGAAGGAUAUAAAUUUGAAUAAAGUACAGACCCAUCACCAAGGAUAACAAUGUAGUCACAAUUUUAUUUGAAAUUAUUUCUAUAAGGUCAGCUCUUGAUAUAUUUUAACCAUAAGAACAGCCAUAGCAGUUCAGACUCAUUUCAUUAUUCAUCGCUCUGACAGUGGCAACAAAGGGUAUUAAAUACCGAUACUUGAAAUUUUUUAAUGUAUUAUAAUUUGAGGGAGCGAAAAAAAUCUUAAUAGGGAAGACAUACCUUCAUUGGUCUAAUUUAAGUAUUUCUCAGUCGUAUGUGUACGCUCGUGUCUCCUACGCUUUAGGUAAUGUCCUGGGAAUUAAGUAGAACAUUCUCUAUGUAUAUGUUCUUUUAAAGAAAACAACUUUAAUACAUUGUGUCUGUGCACAUUUUUACUGACGUGGCUCCUAUUUGUAUGGUAUUCUAAGCACCUUCCAAACUGCUGGAGCUCUCUUCUGGUAUGACACAGAUCAAUAGGAAGCUACUUCCACAGAGGCUUUUCUUCUUAAAGCCAGGAGAAGGAAAUGAAUUGCAAGUGCAUUGAAAUCUUACAAAAUGAAGACCAGCAUGUUAUUUAUGAAUACGGAAAACCUGGGGGACAUUUUAUCCUCUGUUGAGUUGUAAGGUUUUGGAUUCUUUUAUUUCUUUGAUCACGAAGUUUGCCCACAUCUGCUUAGUUGGCUCUAAGAUAUGGAUAUCAAACACUGGAAACCAAAAUAAUUGUAAAAAAAUUUUGAAGAUGUGAUAGCCCAAAACAAUGAUAUAUACGUUGUUUUCUACAAAAUAUAAUCAAAAUCAAGCUAGCGUCAAACUAUCUGGUGUCAAGCCAGUCUUUCUGCCCUUAGUGUUGUGUCUCUCUCCUCUCAGCCUUUUUAUCUGAAUGAAUGCCUAUUAUGUUGUCUCCUUGUUCUGUGCUGAAUAAAUGACAGUAAUAUAUGCAAGUAUUCACACGUGAAAUGUUUAAUGAACUAAUCAGACACUAUACUGAUACAAAAGUAAAAAUGGGAGUUAGAGAAAGAAGGUUUUGUGAGCUGAUUCAGAGAAAAGUUUCCUAAAAAAUCUCAGGCUGUUUGAUUUUGAAGGAUGGCUGAAAUUUAGAUGAUGGAAGAGGAAAAUACAGUAAAGGGAACAGAUUGAACCAAAAAGCAGAGACAGUUUUAUUUCAGAUUAUUUCUAUAAAGUCAGCUCUUGAUAUAUUUUAACCAUGGGAACCACAAGAUUAGCAGGGUCUGUAGGGGCUGGGAGGAAAGGACGGUGAGGACAUGGACUUGUCUGAAGUAUACAGGUCAUAUAGGAAGGUGGGUAAGUGUGCAAAAGCUUUGAAAACU
Messenger RNA from Equus quagga, 6284 nucleotides. RefSeq names its product CCR4-NOT transcription complex subunit 4 (gene CNOT4). Bases 312 to 2039 code for a protein of 575 amino acids. Gene Ontology annotation, cellular component: CCR4-NOT complex. The transcript is spliced from 11 exons. The record is from RefSeq and is a predicted model, not a curated record. NCBI's taxonomy places the organism in Eukaryota, Metazoa, Chordata, Mammalia, Perissodactyla, Equidae. Gene Ontology annotation, biological process: protein ubiquitination. Gene Ontology annotation, molecular function: RNA binding; ubiquitin-protein transferase activity; metal ion binding.